UGAGAGUGUAUAUGAACUCUUGUGGUUGUUGUUCAUGAAUUAGACCAUGUUGAAUGUGUUUUACUUGUCAAAGUACAGAAAGACAGUUCUGCUCACAUAUCGGUGGUCCACUUCUCCUCCCUUGAGCGUGGUUAGGAAGUCUGUCUGUGUCAGCAGUUUUCAUGUGAAAUCUGUGUUUUGUCCCUCUCUCUUUCUUCUUCAUGGCAUUUCCACUUUCCUUUUGCAUUACCCGUCACAUUUCUUUUCACUUUAAUGGUUUAUUCUUGUCCAUUUUUCCUUAUUCUCUCCUUGUACCCCAUGUGCUUAUUCCCUGUGUUCCACUCUUUCUUGUCAUCUCUCCACUUCUUGCUCCUCAUCUCUUCAUCAUUCACAUCAUGCCCGCAGAGGAGGUGCAGAAAUUGCAGAAGCACCUUGCUCUGCUGAGGCAGGAGUAUGUGAAGAUGCAGCAGAAGCUGGUGGAGACGGAGAGGCGGUGCUCCGUGUUAGCGGCCCAGGCCUCUCUCCCCGGCUCCACCUCCCAGGCCAGUGACUCCUUCAUCAGCCGCCUGCUGGCCAUCGUGGCUGACCUUUAUCAGCAGGAGCAGUACAGUGAUCUGAAUGUGAAGAUUGGAGAGCAGAGGCUCAGUGCUCAUAAAUUCGUGCUGGCUUCUCGGAGUGAAAUCUGGAGCUUAGCCAACCUGGCCUCCACCUCAGAACUGGACCUCUCAGAUGCCAAACCAGAGGUUGCCAUGGCAAUGCUGCGCUGGGCGUACACGGAUGAUCUGGAGUUGAGUGGAGACGAUGGCUUCCUCAUCAACCUGAUGAAGCUGGCCAACCGCUUCCAGCUCCAUCUUCUGCGAGAAAGAUGUGAGAAAGGAGUGAUGUCAUCAGUGAACGUGAGGAACUGUAUCAGAUUCUACCAGACAGCUGAAGAGCUGGACGCCACAACAUUGAUGAACUAUUGUGGAGAAAUCAUUGCCAGUCACUGGGAUGAUCUUCGGAAAGAGGACUUCAGUACCAUGGAUGCUCAGCUGCUCUAUAAGAUGAUCAAAUCCAAGACCGAGUACCCCCUUCACAAAGCAAUUAAAGUAGAACGAGAAGAUGUGGUCUUCCUUUAUCUAAUAGAGAUGGAUGCCCAGUUACCUGGAAAGCUGAAUGAGCUGGACAAUAAUGGAGACUUGGCACUGGAUCUGGCUCUGUCCAAGAAGCUGGAGAGCAUCGCCACCACACUGGUCAACAACAAGGCAGAUGUAGACAUGGUGGACCAGAGCGGCUGGAGUCUUCUACACAAGGCCAUCCAGAGAGGAGAUGAGUUUGCCUCCACUUUUCUGAUCCGUCACUCCGCACAGGUGAACGCUGCCACAGUGGGGUCAGUGGAGACGCCUCUGCACCUGGUCUGCUCUUUCAGCCCUAAAAAACACAGUGGUGAAGUUAUGGCUGGCAUGGCCCACAUCGCUGAAGCUCUGCUCAAAGCUGGUGCCAACCCAAACAUGCAAAACAGCAAAGGACGGACGCCAUUGCAUGAGGCUGUGGUGUCAGGAAAUGAGCCGGUCUUUAACCAGCUGCUGCAAUGCAAACAUUUGGACCUGGAGCUGAAAGACCAUGAAGGCAGCACUGCACUGUGGCUGGCUCUGCAGUACAUCACUGUGGCCUCUGACCCCUCCGUCAACCCUUUUGAAGAUGAAGCUCCUGUUGUGAAUGGAACCUCAUUUGACGAGAACAGUUUGGCAGCAUGGCUCAUACAGAGAGGGAGCAAUCCUGAUGCACCAGACGCCAACGGUAACUGCCUCAUGCAGAAAGCAGCUAUCACAGGAAGUGAAGCAGCCGCUAUCUUCUUGGCCACACAUGGAGCUAAAGUUAAUCAUCCUAACAAAUGGGGUGAGACCCCACUCCAUACGGCUUGCCGAUAUGGCUUGGCAGGGCUAACAGCAGAGUUGCUCCAGCAGGGGGCGAAUCCUAACCUGCAGACUGACAGCACUCUGCCUGAUGGAGUCGAGAAAAGCCAAGGAGUCUCCUUGCAAAGUCCGCUCCACCUGGCCAUCAUUCACAACCAUCCAGAUGUAGUGUCUGUCAUACUAGAGCAGAAAGCCAAUGCACUACAUGCCACCAACAACCUGCAGAUCAUCCCUGACUUCAGUUUGAAAGACUCAAUGGAUCAGACCGUUCUGGGUCUCGCACUCUGGACUGGUAUGCACACUAUCGCCGCACAGCUGCUGGGUUCUGGAGCAGCCAUUAAUGACACCAUGUCUGAUGGACAGACGCUACUGCACAUGGCCAUAAAGAGACAGGACAGCAAGAGCGCCCUCUUCCUGCUGGAGCACCAGGCUGACAUCAACGUCAGGACCCAGGAGGGGCAGACGGCUUUACAGUUGGCCAUCAGUAACCAGCUUCCUUUAGUAGUGGACGCCAUCUGCACAAGAGGAGCAGACAUGUCAGUGGUGGAUGAGAAGGGUGAUCCUCCACUCUGGCUGGCUCUAGAAAAUGGUUUGGAGGACAUAGCUUCCACAUUGGUCAGGCACGGGUGUGAUGCAACCUGUUGGAGUUCAGGGCCUGGAGGAUGUCAUCAGACUCUUCUCCACAGAGCCAUCGAUGAGAACAACGAGAUCACUGCCUGCUUCCUUAUACGCAGUGGCUGUGAUGUGAACAGCCCGAGGAGGCCUGGUCCUAAUGGUGAGGGAGAUGAGGUGGCGAGAGAUGGACAGAGCCCACUGCAUCUGGCUGCAUCCUGGGGUCUGGAGGAGGUGGCACAGUGCCUUUUGGAGUUCGGAGCCAAUGUGAAUGCACAGGAUUCAGAGGGUCGUGCUCCCAUCCAUGUCUCCAUCAGCAACCAGCAAAGUGUCAUCAUCCAGCUGCUCAUCUCCCACCCAGAAAUCCGGUUGAAUAUUCGAGACAGACAAGGCAUGACACCAUUUGCCUGUGCCAUGACCCAUAAGAACAAUAAGGCUGCCGAAGCCAUCCUCAAGAGAGAGCCUGGCGCUGCUGAACAGGUGGACAACAAAGGUCGCAACUUCCUGCAUGUUGCCGUGCAGAACUCAGACAUAGAGAGUGUGCUCUUUCUCAUUAGUGUACAGGCCAACGUGAACUCCAGAGUGCAGGACAGUGCCAAACUUUCUCCUCUACACCUGGCCGUACAGGCGGGAUCAGAGAUAAUUGUCAGAAAUCUGCUCUUGGCUGGUGCUAAAGUAAAUGAGUUGACCAAGCAUCGUCAGACAGCGCUGCAUCUCGCUGCACAACAGGAUCUUUCCACAAUCUGCUCUGUCCUGAUCGAGAAUGGCGUUGAUUUUGCUGCAGUAGAUGAGAAUGGAAACAAUGCACUUCAUCUGGCCGUGAUGCAGGGGCGUCUGAAUAAUGUGCGUGCUCUACUCACCGAGUCCAACAUAGAUGCAGAGGCCUUUAAUCUCAGAGGUCAAUCUCCCAUGCAUGUCCUUGGCCAGUAUGGGAAGGAGAACGCAGCAGCCAUCUUUGAGCUGUUUUUGGAAUGCAUGCCUGAGUAUCCCCUGGAUAAACCCGACAAUGAAGGGUACACAGUGCUUCUGUUGGCAUACAUGAAAGGAAACGCUAACCUGUGUCGUGCCAUUGUGAGGGCUGGAGCUCGACUUGGCGUCAAUAACAACCAGGGCAUCAACAUCUUCAACUAUCAAGUUGCCACUAAGCAGCUUCUGUUCCGUCUACUAGAUAUGCUAUCCAAAGAGCCCCCGUGGUGUGAUGGUUCAAACUGUUAUGAAUGUAUGACCAAAUUUGGAGUCACCACCAGGAAACAUCACUGCCGCCAUUGUGGGCGUCUGCUCUGCCAUAAGUGCUCUAUAAAGGAGAUCCCCAUCAUCAAAUUUGACCUGAACAAACCUGUGCGUGUAUGCGACAUCUGCUUUGAUGUGCUGACAUUGGGUGGCGUGUCCUAAUGGACUGGAGAAGCACGGGCAGACGGGCACCAGCCGAGCUGACCGUGAACCUACGGGCUGGGCCUGGGAGGAUGAAGAAAUGGAGUAAGACACAAAGAGAGGAGGAGCCCUUGAACAAAACCAUUCCAUUCUUGUCAAAGGAAAAAAUACAACCAUAACAAGUGUGUUUGUUCUAGCAGUACAUUUUAGAACCAAACUAUUAUGUGUCGAGGAUCCAGAUUAAAACUUGUGGAAUGCAGAUGCAAAUGAAAAUUGUAGUUCCGAAGUUCAGCUUUUGGCAAAAACCAAGUGUGAUAUGAGAAGGGCAACUGUUAUUUACUACUAAAAAAGAUCCAUAGGGGUUUUUGACAGGGCUAAUGUGCUAUAUGGACACUAUAUGAUUAUUAUUAGUACUUCAUUUUCCAUAAGUAUGAUGAGUCUAAUGCAUGACUGAACAUGCAAUCAUGCCAUCAGUAGGCCUACUUGAAUUGACUUGACUUUUUUUUACAGAUAGUUCGAACCCAGUUGGAGGUAGAUGCAGCGUCUUGUGAACAUUUCAAGGAAGUUUGUUUGGUGUGAAAUGCUGCUGGAUAUGAAGGCAUCUGUGAAAGGUAGCCAUGUUUAAGUAGUGUGAAGCCUUAAUCAUACUGUGCAGGGUCUUUCAGUUGUUGUAUUGAGGUUUUUAACACAUUUUAACCUCUGUGGAAGGACAUUUCUCUUUCUCUGGAGUUCAAAUCAAAAGAAAGAGAUGGAGAAAUGUACCUUGCUUGGUUAAUGUUGUGUUCUUAGUAAUAUUAGUAAACUUAAUCAUUUAUUAAUCUGCAUAUUCAGUGGACUUUAUUUUAACCGAUCCAUUAGUUUACAUCAUACUAAAAUUUGAGAAACACUUCAGAUGUGGAUUUCAAAUCGUUUCUUGUGAUUCUAUUAAGCUAGACAGGUGCAGAAAUACAAGUUCGGAAUUCUGAUAUACUUAGUUACUAUGCAUAUGCAUGACAUCAUCUGUAGCCUAUUGUUAGUCAUCAUUGCAUCAUAAUCACACUUUAUUCAUUUCUGAUCACCAAAGGAUACAUUCCAGUUAACAUUUGCUCUGCAAGCUAGCGCUGGGGGAGCUGCUCGCUUGAUCGUUGUUUUCGAGAACUCUUUCAAAAGUCUUUUUGGUGGCGUAACGCAUCGCAUUAUGUUGACCUAUCAUUUUUAAAUGCUUUUUCAUGUCCAUG
Messenger RNA from Sinocyclocheilus grahami, 5074 nucleotides. Its product is annotated as rabankyrin-5-like. NCBI's taxonomy places the organism in Eukaryota, Metazoa, Chordata, Actinopteri, Cypriniformes, Cyprinidae. The transcript has 24 exons. Gene Ontology annotation, molecular function: metal ion binding; protein binding. The record is from RefSeq and is a predicted model, not a curated record. Bases 201 to 3878 code for a protein of 1225 amino acids. Gene Ontology annotation, cellular component: cytoplasm.